AUGCUGGUGUUCUUAGCUGCUCUAUGCACAACUCUUCUGGCUGCAGACAAAGAAAUAAGUGCAUGCCUUUACGAGUUCUAUCUUUCUACAAGCGGUCCAAAUUGGUAUUCGUCUGAGGGCUGGAACGUCUUAGCAGACGAGAGCGGAGAUUACUGUCUUGCCUACGGAGUUGAGUGCGAAAUCGACAACGAACUUGUGAGCAUAUCUAUGCCAAUGAACAAUCUUGUGGGGGAGCUUCCGGCCUGCUUUGCAACUCUUCAUACUCUAAAAGAGCUUUCUCUCCAAUCAAACUAUGUGAGCGGAUCCAUGAAGAACUUGCCACCUAAUCUUGUGAAGCUUUCAUUAAGCAUGACAUCAUUUACAGAUAUAACGUCCGACAUAUGCACUCUCUCGAGUCUGACCACUUUCAGCAUGUCCUACUGUGAGCUCACCAACGUGGUGCUGCCCUUAUGUCUAUAUAAUGUGCCAUCUAUAUCCAUUAUGAACUCUGGAGUCCGUCUUCCGGAGGAGCUCACAUCUUUGGACAUUGAAGUUGGCCGUAAAGGACUCAACAUUCCAGGCACUGACGCCUCUAGACUUAUAUUCAAUAUCCCUGCCGAUGAGAUACGCGGCCUCAGUACGCUGGACCUUUCUGGGACAGGCGUAUCUGGGAGCUUUAAUCUGAGCCAGCUCAUCUUUGCAUUCCCCAGGGUCCAAGACCUCUACUUGGGGGGAAACAAUCUUACAGGGUGGAUUGACUUUUCAACCUUUUCAAAACCAAUCCCGGCUUCUGUCCUUCGUACGUCCACAAUCAAUCUAGGGUCGAAUAGUUUCAAGGGAAUCUUAAACGGUAUUGCAGAGGUGUCCGUUCUGCUAGAAUCCUUCUGGUCUGACUUGUAUGGCAUCGAUCUAUCGAACAACAGCAUCAUUGGGGUCUCCCCUACCUCCGAGGAGCUCCAACUUCUUCUUCGCAAACACAAGGACUUCUACGUUCUAAAUCUGGAAAACAAUACGUUUCUGUGUUCAGAAGAGCGUACCAGUCUAUUUGAUUGUAUAGAUCUCCAAAUAACCAACAUCACGGCACACACGGCUCCUGUAUGCCCCGCGAUGAACGGUACCAGCACCAGCCCACUUAAACUUGAUACUAAGGUGCAGAUUGACAUGCUACUUCCGGGAGAAGUCCCAAAGGAUUUAGCAACAGAAUUUGUCGCCAAUCUGGGCCUUUUGCUUGUACCGUCUGAGGACUCAGCUGCUUCUGAAGUAGUAUCUCUAACAUUACUAGACACAUCUUAUGAUAAGACACAGGAUAACACCCUACUUAUCACAGUAACCUCCACCUCUUUAAAAGACGUCGACACAAGGGAGACGCCACAGUUUAAGCUGGUUUGGCCAAACAUGAACCUGACACUCAAAAUAAGGUUGCAAUCUCCGGAUGAGCCUGUUGUCGAGACUCAUCAGGUAAGCACUGUGUCUGGGAAAGACAACACCACAUCGACAAUGACAUUAGACGUUUAUGGAAUGUCUCGUUGCCCUUACUUUUCACAGAUUAUGGUGAACGAGAUCCAAUACCUGAUAGACACAUAUCCCAUGGCCACUAAGAUAUUAAAAAUUCGCUACGUGCCACUGUCCAAGCCGUCUAUAUAUACUUUGAGCGGAGGAUACUCAUCUCACGGGGCCGCAGAGGUCACUGGGGACUAUUACUUUCUCUGUUUACAAAACUAUACCGGUCUCAAUGCAACCAUCAUGCGCGACUAUUAUCUUUGUAUGUAUGGUGCUAAAGCCUCUGUCUCAGGGGUUCCUUACAACAUAACACGAUGCAACGCGAAGGUCUUGCGGCAGCAAUACAAUUUUACCGACACUGACAUCAAGAGUGUGACAGAUUGUUCGCAGUCUCGUGCAAAUACGCUAAUUAACGAAAGCUUCUCACAUGUAUUGGCAAACAAAGUGGGAUUCUCGCCGACUUUAUUCCUUAACAAUGAGCUAUUUUGCUUAGGUGGUGUAAAGUGUCUCUAUGACGACUCAUCCUACGAUCUGGAGACUCGCGUGGCCAACCUCGUCGACGUGGCUUGUUCUAUUUAUCAAGAAAAGUAUGGAGAAUACCCCAAUUGUACCCAGAAACUUGCCGCAGCUUCACAGUGCCCACUAGACAAGAUAAUAGUCGGAUCAACGUGUGUCCUGCAGAAGUCAAUUGUAAUAACUGUCAGCGUGUGCUGUGUGACGCUCCUGUUGCUGCUUGUUAUGUCUCUAAUACUUUAUAGUAUCAUUAAGGAGAGGCGGGCUAAAAACAAGUCUCACCGAGGGGUUCACAACGACAAAAUAGACGCGCUUCUAAUUGAUAAUAAUGGGUCGGUCAGCGACCCGGACUUAAUAUAA
Giardia duodenalis is the source of this 2352-nucleotide messenger RNA. Its product is annotated as Leucine-rich repeat protein. The record is from RefSeq and is a predicted model, not a curated record. The transcript has a single exon. Lineage: Eukaryota; Fornicata; Diplomonadida; Hexamitidae. The coding region runs from base 1 to 2352 and encodes 783 amino acids.